AAUUUUUGUGUGUCGUUCUGUGCUUCACUUAACCUUAAUUUUAUGUAAUAAAUUAUUUUAAACUUUUAAUUCACACUGUGGUACAAUAAUAAUUAUCAGAAAUAUAACUAUGACUGUGUACUUAUCAAGAAUCGUGUAUAGUACCGUGCGCAGCGCAUCAAUGAGAUGUUUCAAUGUACCGGAACAAUUUCUUCCACAACUUAAUCUAUACUCAAAGAAAAACUCUUUUUUGUGUCUACCGUGUAUUAUAAAGACUAGGAAUUACUCAACUGGAGACGUUCGUUCGCCUGUAGUAUUAGAAAAUCCGUCGAUACCUUUGAAAAAGAAGAUACUAUAUAAAAAAGCGAGCUUGGAUGAAUUGACUAACAAAGAAGGACAUUACCUAUCUUUAGCCUACGUGACCGCGAACAGCUACGAUUUGAAGGGCCUAAAGGAAGCUUUGGUGGAGCAGAAGUUAUAUGAACCGGCAACGUUACAAGCACAGGAGGUGGGUGAUGUGGUGAUAGCAAAUGCAGUGUACAGUGUCGGAUCAGAGCCGAGAGAGAUAAUUUUCUUCAGGGAAGGUGCUGUAGUAUUCUGGAAUUGUACAGAAUUGGAGGCCAGCAAUGUUUUGGAAUUAGUUAGAAAAUUUGAAAUUGAUAGUUAUCCAAGAGAUGUGAUUGAAAAGGAGAGAGAAAUAAUGACUUACAGUUAUCAACCAAAUGCAAAAAAGUGUUACCUACAAGAGUCUGGUUUUGUGUUAGUGCCGGAGAAGGAUAAUUUAUUGGAAAAGUUCGCUUUCAGCCAUGCAAUGGCGCAAUCAGCGCGUCUAGGAGCAUGGGAGGCGCGACUUGAAGCACUCGCCGCUGCCGUCAGAAGACAUUCGCUACUGAUGCAGCGAGACGGCAUCGCACACAUACAACACAAGGAGGUAGUCCGCAAGUUGGGUGAGCUGUUCUCGCUGCGGCACCAGUUGAACGUGGAAUCGGAUCUGCUGGACACGCCCGACUUCUACUGGGAGCAGGAACAGCUGGAGAGGAUCUACUCCACUACCGUCGCGUAUUUUACUAUACCCAGACGGACUAGGGUGUUGAACGAGCGGCUGUCACACUGCGUGGAGCUUCUGCAGUUGUUAUCUCAGUGGGCAUCAGAUCGGCACCACGUCCGAUUGGAGUGGAUGAUCAUCGUCCUCAUCAUGGUGGAGGUUUGCUUCGAGCUGCUGCACUUCUUUGAGAGGUAUCGCACCGAGCAGAUUGCCUAGCUAUACCACAUAUAUUUAUUUUGAUUAAGUUUCGAAUUUUUACUUCAAAUUUAAAGGUGACUCACUUAAGUGAUUACAGUUUGUGCGUCAAUGGUGACGUCAUAAUUAAACGCCCGCUAACGAUAUAAUCAAAGUUAAAUCAAAGUGUAUCUAAUUAGUUUUUCUUUGGACAGUAGAACGUAAAUGUAAUGAAUAUAGAGUAGGGAGACCAGAAUUUCAGCUGUCCUUUGGUUAGAAAGAGGGAGAAGUCUGCGGCUCAUGUCUGUCUUUACUUGCGCUUGCGUAGUUACCGCGGAGAGGAAGCAGAAGAAUGACUUAUGAUGUUUUUGACGACCCUACGUUGGGUUCCCGAUGAUAU
Diatraea saccharalis (sugarcane borer) is the source of this 1598-nucleotide messenger RNA. The record is from the annotation of a GenBank genome assembly. NCBI's taxonomy places the organism in Eukaryota, Metazoa, Arthropoda, Insecta, Lepidoptera, Crambidae.